UUUCUUGUAUUUUAAGUGGUUCCUUCCUCAUGAAUACGGUUGACUUGGCUAAGUUGACUUCAUUUUCAUUAUUCCUCCUUUCAUUCUACAAUUGUUGGUUCAUUUUCUUCCAUUUUUCUUCUCAGAUCUCACAAUAUAUAUGAACUAUUUACACGUUAGUGGAAAUCACUUUCAAAAUUUGUUCACUAGCUUUUGGCUUUUUCCUUUUAGCUAGAAUGGAUAAUCACAAGGGAAAGAGUAUCAAUUUUGAGCCAUUCGUUUGGAAAAUUGAGAAUUUUUCUAAACAAAACACCAAGAAUCUACGUUCCAAGUCUUUCCGAAUUGGAGGUUAUAAAUGGAGGAUUCUGUUGCAUCCAUUAAGCAAAAAUGUGGAGCAUUUUUCAUUAUAUUUGAUGGUUGCGGAUUCUUUACCGGCGUAUGGAUGGAGCAGAAAAACACAUUUCAAAUUGGUUCUUGUUAAUCAAACAGAUGACAACAAGUCGGUUGUAAAAGAGACUCAUCAGAAGUUCAAUGGCGGAUAUCGUAGUUGGGGCUCAUUCUUUCUAAAUCUAAGUGAUUUCCAUGACACAAAACAAGGCUAUCUUGUAAACAACACAUGCAUCAUUGAAGUUCAUAUCAACGUUCAAGCUUCAUCACAAAUAGAAUCCUCAAAACAAGAACAAGGUGUCACAGAAACAUCAGAUGAAAGUAGUACAAUCGGAUCAUUUGACUCCAAUGAAACAGGAACACCAGAUUUGACACUAAGAGACCUCUUAGAUUUGGAUAGUUUAGGUGAUGAAGAAGCAAGUUUUAUUCCAUUAUUAGAAGAAGCAUGUAUUUGGCAUCCAUCUUUGAUAAGAAGCCAAAGUAAAAGAACUCAAAGAUUCAAAUCAUGGGCAUUCUCAUCUUUAGGUCAAGUUUUGCAUAUAUUAAAGACAAGUAAAGUGAAGGAUAUGAAUGAAGAAGUGAGUGAUAACCUUAGAGGUUUAUGGGAGGAGCUUGUUAUGGCCUCUGGAUUUAACUUGGAUUGGUUGGAACCUUAUGUUGAAUCUGCAUUGAGUAUGAGAAAACAUUUGGAGAGGACAUUGAAAGUGAAUGAGUUGAAGGGAAGUAUUGUUGAUUUGGAGAAUAAAAUGAGAAAACUUAGAGGAGAAUUGGCUGAGGCAGAAGUUGAGUUUGAGGAAGCAAAGAAAGUCUUGAAUGAGUUAAACAAAGGAUACAUAGAUAUUGAUUUGAAUGCUGAUUUAUCUUACAAUGUUUUUUAGUAUAUGUUUGAAAUUAGGAUAAGAUGGAAAAAAUUAUACUUUGAAGUUUUAACAAAAUUACAUUGUUAUUAAUCUCAAAUAUAUUCACAAAAUUGUGAGAUGUACAUUUCAUGAUAUUGAAGAUUUAGGAACAUGUUAACAUUUCUUUCCUUCCGAUUUUAUUUAUUUACAAGGCAUU
This is a messenger RNA of Vicia villosa (hairy vetch), 1422 nucleotides long. RefSeq names its product MATH domain and coiled-coil domain-containing protein At3g58270-like. Lineage: Eukaryota; Viridiplantae; Streptophyta; Magnoliopsida; Fabales; Fabaceae. The record is from RefSeq and is a predicted model, not a curated record. Gene Ontology annotation, molecular function: protein binding. The transcript is spliced from 3 exons. Bases 216 to 1244 code for a protein of 342 amino acids.